This is a messenger RNA of Trichoderma reesei QM6a, 1296 nucleotides long. RefSeq lists its product as uncharacterized. Bases 1 to 1296 code for a protein of 431 amino acids. Gene Ontology annotation, cellular component: checkpoint clamp complex. Lineage: Eukaryota; Fungi; Ascomycota; Sordariomycetes; Hypocreales; Hypocreaceae. Gene Ontology annotation, biological process: DNA replication checkpoint signaling; mitotic intra-S DNA damage checkpoint signaling; cellular response to ionizing radiation. The record is from RefSeq and is a predicted model, not a curated record. The transcript has 4 exons.
AUGGCCGUCCUGACAUUCACCCUCAGUGAAGAGGGUGUCACUGCCUUUCGAGACGCCCUCAACUGCCUCAGCAAAUUCAGCGAAGAUGUGUCCAUUGAAGCGCGGAAAGAUACUUUCUUCCUCUCUACCAUGAACACGUCCAAAUCGGCCUACGCGAGCUUCCGGUUCGCAACCAACCGCUUCUUUGGGCGCUACCAGUUUCAGGGCUCAGGGCAGUUUCAAGAGAAAUUCUUCUGCUCCAUGUACAUUCGAGGACUGGCCUCUCUCUUCCGCAGCAGAUCUGGCGUGGAGUCACGGGGAGACGUGGACAAGCAGGCCAUCAUUGACCGAUGCGAUGUCGCCAUUGAAGACGGGCAGGGCGUUAAGAGCCGCUUCAUUGCCCGGAUCAUCUUCCGAAACGGACUGACAGCCACGCAUCGACUACCCUUUGAAGUCACCAUGCCCGUGCACGCCAAGUUCAACAGACAGGAGGCUCUCUAUCACUGGAGCAUAUCUUCGAGGACGCUGAAGCAGUUGGUGGACCACUUUGGACCAGGUACCGAGUACCUGGACAUCAACACCGACGGCGACCAUGUCAACUUCACAUGCUUCAGCGAAAAAACCAUCAGCGAUGAUGCGGUCCUUAAGAAACCCCUGCAUACCUCGAUCGCGGUCGAGACAGACGAGUUUGACGACAUCGACGUCGAGGACAAGCUUCAGAUUGUCGUGUCCAUCAAGGACGUCCGCGCAAUCACACAGCAUGCGGCCAUUACCGGCAACGCCAUUGUCGCCCGCUACUCCCUUCCCGCGCGGCCUCUGCAGUUUUCCUACGCUAGUGAUGCCAUUUCCUGCGAGUUCCUCAUCAUGACAGUGGGAGAACGAGGAGGCAACCCCUCACAGAGGACCAAAAAGGGUCGAAAGGGCGCUUCGGCCAAAAACACAAAUACUAUCAACGCUGCUGUGCCGCGCUUGGAAGAGACAUCUCGCCGCACAAGCGCAGCACCCUCACAAACCACCUCCGAGGCUCAACGGCAGCAGGCAGCCACGCCUUCAAUGCCGCCGCCGCCAUCGUCACGCCAGCCGCCGAAUCCGACUCCACGACUGAGCGCUGCUAGAGCCAGUGCUUCGCGCAUCGGCGCGUUCGAUUUUCGGCCCUCGCAGAGACCGCCGCCGCCUACGCUCAGGUCUGAGAGCCUCUUUGUCGAAGACGAGGCGUGGGAGCCAGUGAGGGAUGACGAUGAGGAUGGUGAUGAGGAUGCCAGAUUGGAGUGGGACCAUAGCGUCGAUCCUGUAAGUCCCCCUUUUCAGAUAAUGUGA